AUGGCGACUCCGGCAGGCGACGAAGGGGUUGAGAGCGCUCUCGUUGCUGCGGCUGUCGAUGCCGACGGCGAGCGCGCAGCCGUUGAGGACGCGCCACAUCUACCAGAAGAGAGUGAGGAAGAAGAGUCCGGCGAAGAAUGGGAGACUGCUUCUCUCUAUGAGGAUGCACUGCAGUUUAUCAGUGACGAGAAUUUGCGCGAUCGCGUCGUUCCCGGAGCAUGCUCACUUCAAGAAGCAAUGGCGCAUCGCAGACGGCUCCGGUCUAUCGGACAAGCUGCGUUUAUUGCAGAGACACUGGGCCGGGGCACCGUCAGCGCGAAAAAGCUAUGUACGGCCUUUGGAAUCAUGCCUCCGCCUUUCCUUGAAGGCGCUCCAGACAAGGCAUACCACCCGCUUCUGUCCCUGGGCAUGUCGAGAGAGAGCUCUAAGCGUCUCAAGCUGCCAGAGUACAAUACUAUCGAUGAUGUUGUUCAGCUAAUGCAGAAAGCUAAGAAUAUCAUCGUCAUUACAGGUGCAGGGAUCUCUACAAGCCUCGGAAUCCCCGAUUUCCGAUCAAAAGACAUUGGUCUUUACUCAAAGUUGGAACAUCUCGGCUUGAGUGACCCCCAAGAGGUCUUUGAUAUUGAAGUCUUCCGUGAAGACCCAAGUAUCUUCUACUCUAUUGCAAAGGACAUUUUACCAACUGAGAAGAGAUUCUCCCCUACCCAUGCUUUCAUCCGCCUACUGCAGGAUAAGGGCAAACUGCUCACAAACUUUACGCAAAACAUUGACAACAUAGAAGGAGCCGCUGGGAUACUUCCUGAAAAGAUGAUACAGUGCCACGGCUCGUUCGCUACGGCCUCCUGUAUGGAUUGUAAACAUCAAGUUCCAGGAGAAGAGCUUUUCGAUACCAUCCGAAGGGGUGAAAUCCCCAAGUGCAUGCGCUGUCAGGAAAGGUCACAGUCCAGGCCGCGAGGCUUGAAACGUAAACGUAGCUCUAACGGUAAUACGAGCCGGUCUCGGUCUCAUUCCGCUUUUGACGAUGAUUCGGACGGCGGAUACUCAACUUCCCCUACAGCCGCGGUGAUGAAGCCCGAUAUCACAUUUUUCGGAGAAGACCUCCCAGACAUAUUCAAGAAGCGACUAUUAGAACAUGAUAGAGAACUCGCUGAUCUUGUCAUUGUCAUCGGCACGUCCCUAAAGGUCUCUCCGGUUGCUGAAGUUCCCGGAGUUCUUCCACCCGACGUGCCACAAGUCCACAUCUCACGCACUAGGAUUCAGAAUUCUAACGAUCUUUUAAACCAGCCUGUCUCUCAUAUCGAGUUUGACGUUGAUAUGCUAGGAGACUGUGACGUCGUCGUUUCCGAGCUUUGUCGUCGAGCAGGUUGGGAUUUGCAACACGAGAUGAUUCCCAAGGACCAGCAGAUUCAAGUCGAACAGGUGGAAGGGUUCGAGUCCCGGUUUACGUUUACAGUAACCAACACUCAGAACUAG
This is a messenger RNA of Microsporum canis CBS 113480, 1473 nucleotides long. Its product is annotated as chromatin regulatory protein sir2. The record is from RefSeq and is a predicted model, not a curated record. The transcript has 5 exons. Gene Ontology annotation, molecular function: NAD+ binding. NCBI's taxonomy places the organism in Eukaryota, Fungi, Ascomycota, Eurotiomycetes, Onygenales, Arthrodermataceae. The coding region runs from base 1 to 1473 and encodes 490 amino acids.